GUUUUGUACUUAUCAGUGUGAAAUCGAUGGAUUUUUGUUUUAUAUUCAUGUAGAGAAAAUCAUUAUAUAUCUAAUUAGAAAGCAGUGAAAUAAAAAAAUUAAUCAAAGCAUCAUUCGUUGACAUUCACAGCUUAACUAUUUAUUCAUCUACAGAUCCUAUAAGUGAAAGAAUGGAAUUAGCUGAGUUUUAACUCAAGCCUUCCAGUCGUUUAUCUGAUACUGGAGCAUGCGUAUUGUUCCUUCCAUUAUAUUCUUACAUUACCACGAAUUUAUAGUCCAGUAGUUAUUGUGUAAAUAUGAACGAUCUAGGAUUAGAACAACAGGAGUAUAGUGCCAAGUGGGAUUUAGUCCAGUUCUUCUUUUUGGCAACGUACACAGUUGGUCUCCAUGGGACUACAUCGCUCCCGUUCUACAUUCAGAAAUACACAGUUCUUUUCUUAGUGGCGUAUUAUGUAUUGCUGAUCCUGAUAUGCAUUCCGAUAUGUUACCUUCAAAUAAAGCUUGGAGCUAUCUACAGACACGGAAUAGUUGGGAUCUUCAGCAAUUUGAUCCCAGUUUUAAAAGGAGGCGCUGUGGCUCUUCUGGUAAUGACAUUUAUACGAUGUUUAACAUCAGGAUUGGAACUGAGUUACAGCCUUUACUUUUCCUUUGUCUCCUUCGACAGUUUUAGAAGUGGCAACACCAGUGUUGUUAGACCAACAGAAUAUGGAGAUGUUAACAGAUAUUUCCACGAGAAGUUUUUGCAGAGAUCAGAUGGUAUUGCUGAGCCUGGUCACUUGGUAUGGUAUCUUCUGCUCUGUCUGUUAGCCACGUGGAUAGUCAUCUACUUGCUGACAUUUAAAGGAACAGCUGUAUUUGCAAAGUCUGUAUACGGUCUGACAACAACAGCCUUUAUCUUGUUGCUGGUAGUUCUGGUAUAUGGAAGAUUGAAAGACAACUUGAUCAGUUAUUCCCGCCAUUACGUUGUGACUGGAGAAAAUGAAAUAACUGAAAUCCAAGACGUCAGGACAGUAUCAGUUGUUCAUCUGGGAUCACCAGAAUUAUGGGUUGAUGCACUUCUGCUGCACAUGAAUAGUAUUGGUUUGUGGUCCGGUGUACUACCACUUUUAGGAACCAGAAUUUAUAACAAGAAAGUGGUUGUCAAUUCGGCCGUUGCUUUACUUAUCAUUGCAUACAGUAUAUUCCCAGUGGUAACAUAUCUUGCAUUGGAACCAUAUUACGAUAUGAGUUGGGAUGAAGGAUUUAUUGCUUUACAGAGAGGUAUCAAACCAGGGUUAUCAUACCUGUUUCUUGGCGUGUUUUCUACUGUUCGACAUCAUCCAGUUAUAGCAUUAUGUUUGUUUAUGUUUUGUUUUCUGUUCGGGAUGAUUCACCAGGUUAUCCAUCUGUGUGUUAUUUGGGAGUCAUUGCUUCCAUCUCUUCCCAAGAUGAUCAUGAAGAGGAUCAGAAGACGCGAGUAUCUUAUUGGCAUUGCGUGUUUCUCAUCGUUUCUGCUUAGUGUUCCGUUUAUAACGCAAGGUGGACUGUUUGUUUACAUGCUUGUUAACAGUUACGUAGAUAGACUGGUGUUUACCCUGAUUAUCGUUAGUACAGUGCCAAUUAUUACAGGAUAUUUGAAGCAAGAAUCCCUCUAUCUACCGGUUGAACGUGUUUUUAUGAGUGCCUGGUAUGGCCUAGCUUCUUUGAUUCCUGCUGGAAUGCUUAUCUACUACUUUGCUCUAAAUGUGUACCCAUACUCUAUAUUUGGAUAUGACGAACAAUGGGCAGAAAAGAUUGGAUGGGUCAUUUCAAUCUCUCCGAUUACCUGUUGUAUGAUCCUUGGGGCAGUCCAUGCCAUUUGUAAAGGGAAAGGAAAUUUCAAGCAGAAAUGUAUUCAAGCGUUGAAGGCAGAUAGUUUAAAUGCCACCGACAGUUAUACAGAAGAGAACUCAGAAACGAACAAUACCGGCUUUGCGUCGUCUAAAUCGCCGAGUAAUUCAGUCAUGGGAAACAAAAACGACCCUGAAACAAAUGUUUCACAAGCAGAGAAAGCGGAGACUGAAAUUGUCAUGCGGCCUCCAGAAUUCACGGAAGUUGUCAAAGUUUGACAGAGAUAAUUGCGUAAUUUCAAAGUUUACUGUAUGAAGUUGGAGCUUUCCUACUUAUCAUUGAGAACAGCUUUGACAAUCGGAACCGGUUGUGAAUUUAAAUAUCAAUUGCUAUUACUUGUAUUUGUGAAAUUGUUAUUUCUUAUCAUAAAUGACGUUUUUCAUUUAAAAAAAAGAUACAUAUAAUAUUGAUGAUAAUUACAGAUCCAGAGGUGAAAUAUCUAUAAAUAUUUGUGAAAUAUCAAAUGUCAUGGCCGAAUAUUAAUAGAGCAGCACCUGUAUUUAGAAACUUUCAUUGAUUGUUAAAACAAUCCCUAUAACUUUCUUAUAAUAAUGUCGGGAAUACAUAACAUAAUACAUGAUUAUUAACUGUAUUAUUAUUGUAAAAGUAUCGUAUCAGAUCAUAAACCAGUAAAUUAU
Mytilus trossulus (common blue mussel) is the source of this 2507-nucleotide messenger RNA. Its product is annotated as sodium- and chloride-dependent GABA transporter 2-like. NCBI's taxonomy places the organism in Eukaryota, Metazoa, Mollusca, Bivalvia, Mytilida, Mytilidae. The transcript is spliced from 14 exons. Gene Ontology annotation, biological process: sodium ion transmembrane transport. The coding region runs from base 297 to 2087 and encodes 596 amino acids. The record is from RefSeq and is a predicted model, not a curated record. Gene Ontology annotation, cellular component: plasma membrane.